Molecule: messenger RNA, 2740 nt
Organism: Daldinia vernicosa
Lineage: Eukaryota; Fungi; Ascomycota; Sordariomycetes; Xylariales; Hypoxylaceae
Product: anaphase-promoting complex subunit CDC23
Exons: 3
Coding region: 301-2307 (668 amino acids)
Biological process (GO): cell division
Cellular component (GO): anaphase-promoting complex
Molecular function (GO): protein binding
Source: RefSeq, a predicted model, not a curated record
CCUGUUCAUUCUAUUCAUGAUUCAUGUGCUAAGAGCUUUAUAAAGCUUCAUUGCUGCAAAACAAAAACUGUAGGACCAUUUCUCUUGAAAAUGUAACGUGACUAGAUUAUACUGCCUCUAAAGCUCGUUACCAUUCACACCUACAUGCAUACAACCCAAAGCUCCAGGGACAAUUGAACUGCGACGCGGUUUCGUCCAUGUCGCGUCGAACUACACCAAGCUAUACAACCCGCGAGAACCAGCCAUAGGCGACAUAACGAAGUUUCUUUGAUUGAAUUGACGCAUAUAUAGCACGCAAAGAUGUCUCUUAACAGUAAGGAAAAAUCACAACUCCGAAGCGCCCUACAGGAAGCAGUUAUAAAAUGUUCAGAGAGAUGUCUUUAUCAAUCUUCAAAAUGGGCAGCCGAACUACUUAACGCUAUUCCUGAACCCGAGGCGUCGCCUGACGAUUCUCAACUGUCGGAUGCAUCUAAUGGAUACGCAUCGACAGCAUUUGCCCAAAAUGGCGACCCAGACGAAGCAAUACUCGAAGCUAAAGAGAUAAACAAGUACCUUCUAGCAAAGUCCCUCUUCGAUUGCCGAGAAUAUGACCGCUGCGCUGCAGUUUUCCUUCCCGACUCUACCUUGGCUGGCAUGGCAUCCUCGAAAGAGCCGAAUAACGCAACGCCCAAAGGCAAGGGGAAAGGCAAGGCCACAGCGCCUAGCACCAGGACAAGCAGCACCGAGAUAUUACCACAACUGAGUCAAAAAAGCUUGUUUCUUGCAUUAUAUGCCAAGUUUCUUUCGGGAGAGAAACGUAAAGAUGAGGAUGCCGAGAUAGUAAUGGGACCUCAAGAUAUUGGCACAUGCAUCAAUAAACAGCUAUUGACAGUCAGUCGCAUUUUAGAAACAUGGUUCGAGCAACGAAAAACAGACGACGGUGAAGAGAUAGAAGGUAGCCAAGGGUGGCUUGAGUACCUCUACGGUAUGAUUCUUGCUAAAGAAAAGAACGAAGAGCUGGCACUAUAUUGGCUAGUCCGCAGCGUACACCUAUUCCCUAUGAAUUGGGGUUGCUGGCUAGAGAUGACUGCACUUAUCUCACGAGUAGAAGAUUUAAAUCGCAUAAUGCCUCGUUUACCGCAAAACAUCGUCUCCUUUAUGUUUCAUAUACACACCUCGCUCGAGCUCUACCAGCACGAUCCGAAUCUUGCAAAUUCCCUCGACCAACUACUCAAUAUAUUCCCGACGUCAUCUUUCCUGCUCACAUGCGAUGCGCUGCUAUCCUACCACGCGAAGGAUCUCGUUGCAGCAGAACAACACUUUAGCAAUAUUCUAUCGCUUCACCCCCAUCGACUCGAUUCGCUUGACCAUUAUUCUAACAUACUUUACGUCAUGAACUCACGACCAAAACUUGCAUUCUUAGCGCAUCUAUGCAGUAGUGUUGAUAAAUUUCGCCCAGAAUCUUGCGUGGUAAUUGGCAAUUACUACUCGUUAUUAUCCUUGCACGAGAAAGCUGUGCAAUAUUUCCGACGAGCGUUGAUGCUGGAUCGCUCAUGCUUGUCCGCUUGGACACUCAUGGGACAUGAGUAUGUCGAACUUAAAAAUACGCAUGCGGCUAUUGAAUCAUAUCGACGAGCUGUGGACGUAAAUCGAAGAGACUACCGUGCAUGGUACGGAUUGGGGCAGACGUACGAGAUUUUAGAGAUGCAUGCAUAUGCAUUGUGGUAUUAUAAGAAGGCAGCCGGUCUUAGACCAUGGGACGGGAAGAUGUGGAUGGCCGUUGGCUCGUGCUUACAGCGCAUGAACCGAAAUCAAGACGGGAUCAAGGCUCUAAAACGGGCACUACUCGCCGAGAGCUACUACGACACUAAUAGCAGCAUCGGCAGCGGCGGAAUAGCGGGUAGUCUUCGAGGCGCGCACAUGGACCCGGAGAUCUUGUUACAGAUCGCGAACAUGUACGACGGCAUAGGCGAGGAAGAAGACGCAAAGGCAUACAUGGAAAUGUGUGUGGCGCAAGAAGACGGCGGAGUAGGCGACAGCCAAGGUGAAGGCAUCGCAAUCCAUAACGAUUCGCCGGGAGAAGGCUCGGAUGACGACGGCGAUCGUGCCGGACGCGGAGAGGGAGGUACGGGGGUGACAGCCGCUACUAGCAAGGCCCGGAUGUGGCUUGCGCGCCACGCGAUGAGGACGGAGGAUUACGUUACGGCAAACCGCUUAGCAAACGAGCUAUGCCAAGAUGGUGUUGAGGUCGAGGAAGCGAAGGCGCUCAUACGAGAAGUUAGGUCCAGGAUGGAGGCUAGCGGAAUGGAAUUACCGUCGGCGGGAUGAGCCUCCUAUAAUACAUUGCGCUACUCACGAAUUACGAAUGUUUAAUGCCACCAGGUGGUUUGGAAGCCAUGGCCCAUGCAUCGAUUAUGGCUAAUGAAUUAUAAUAUCUGCAUGAAUGAAAAAUUUGUGAAAGUGUGGAUUUCGCUUUGAGGAUACGAAAUUUGACCUUUAUGGUGGUUUACGUGAGCCCGAGGUAUCCCAUUAGAGAUGGGUUAUGGGCUGAUGGCUUCCGGUGGGUAACCAACCGAUUGUAAUAUCGAGAGCAAGAAUGUUCUCCGCACGCGCCGGGCGGUUGACCUUUACAUGAACCUCUCAGCAAUGUAACAUGCCUACUACCAACAUUGAAAAUUUUGUUGAUCAGGAUGACUAGAAGUUCUACGGUCUCGUAAGCUUGGGAGUAGGAGUCAUCAGCGCAAGUGAAAUUCGUAUUUCA